Messenger RNA from Lolium rigidum, 2727 nucleotides. Its product is annotated as G-type lectin S-receptor-like serine/threonine-protein kinase At5g35370. Gene Ontology annotation, molecular function: ATP binding; protein serine/threonine kinase activity. Gene Ontology annotation, biological process: protein phosphorylation. The record is from RefSeq and is a predicted model, not a curated record. The coding region runs from base 1 to 2727 and encodes 908 amino acids. Lineage: Eukaryota; Viridiplantae; Streptophyta; Magnoliopsida; Poales; Poaceae. The transcript has a single exon.
AUGGGGACCCCGUCGCCGAUGCCUCCACUCCUCCUGCUUUCGCUCAUCCUCGGCGCCCGACACGCCGCCGACGCCAGCACGGUCAGCACGGAGGUCAUCACGCCGGACUUCUCGGCGUCUUACCUCCUGUUCAUCGAUACCUACGGCGUGUUCCUCCGGUCAAGGAGCGGCGCCUUCGAGGCCGCCGUGUACAACCCGGCCGGGCAGCACGACCGGUACUACCUCGCCGUUCUCCACGCGCCGUCCAAGACCUGCGUCUGGGCCGCCAACCGCGCCGCGCCCAUCACCGACAACGCCACGCCGGUGCGCCUCACUUCCGCCGGGCUCGCCGCCGAGAACGCCAACGGCACGGCCGUCUGGUCCACUCCGACGUUCUCGUCCCCCGUGGCCGCGCUCCGCCUGGACGACUACGGCAACCUCGCGCUCCUCGACGCCGACAACGCCACGCUCUGGCAGUCCUUCGACCGCCCCACGGACUCGCUCGUGUCCUCGCAGAGCCUCCCCGCCGGCGGGUCCCUGGCGUCGGCGGCCUCAGCAUCGGACAUGGAUGAGGGCCCCUACCGCCUCAACGUCACCGCCGCCGACGCCGUGCUGUCGUGGUCGGGGUCCCUGUACUGGCGCCUCUCCAACGACGCCAUCUCCGUCAAGGACCGCGACGGCACGGUCGCGCACAUGACCGUGAACGGCACAGGGAUCUACCUCCUCGCGGCGGACGGCGCCGUCAUCAUUCGGGUCGCCAUGCCACCGGCCGAGCUUCGAAUCGUCCAGCUGGGCGUGGACGGGAAGCUGCGGAUCUCGAGCUUCGCGUCCGCGAACGCGUCGGCGUCGCCGAUGGAUGGCGGGAUCGUGACGCCGAGCAGGGGGUGCGACCUGCCGCUCUCGUGCGGCGCGCUCGGCCUCUGCACGCCCAACGGCAACGCCACCACCUGCACGUGCCCGCGGCUCUUCGCGACGUCGCACGACAACGGCUGCGCGCCGUCUGACGGCUCCUCGUCGCUGCCCGCCGGCUCCUGCGGCAGCGCUGGCGGUGCUGGUGGCAGCUUGGCGAUCUCGUAUCUCCCCCUUGGCAGUGGCAUUGCUUACUACGGCAACAAGUUCUCGCCGCCGGUAGUGGCCGGCUCCAACGCGUCGUCGUGCCAGAAACUCUGCACCGGCAACUGCUCCUGCCUCGGCUACUUCUACGACGACUCCUCGCGAUCUUGCUACCUCGCGCAGCACCAGCUUGGCUCUUUCAUAAGCACCAACGCCACCAGUGCCGCCGGCAUGUCCGGGUACAUCAAGGUCCAGAGCUCGCAGUCACCAAGUUCGUCGCCGGGCGACAGUUCGUCUUCCAACAAAACACUCAUCGCCAUCCUGCUGCCUACCGUCAUCGCGUUCGUGCUCAUCGUCGUCGUCGGCGCCAUCGUCAUCGUGUCGUGGCGCAAGAAGGAGCGGCGCGCGGGGAGGCGCCCCUCGGGGCCCAACAGGGACGUGCAGCUCAGGCGGCAGCCUCGCUCGCCGGGGUCUGCCUCGGCGCACCUCGUGCGCGACCUGGACAGCGAGGACGACGCCGACGAUUUCGUCAUCCCCGGCCUCCCGACCAGGUUCACGCAUCAGGAGAUUGAGGACAUGACCAACAGCUACCGUACCAAGAUCGGCGCUGGCGGGUUCGGCGCCGUGUACAAGGGCGAGCUCCCGGACGGGUCGCUGGUGGCCGUGAAGAGGAUCGAGGGCGUCGGGACGCAGGGGAAGCGCGAGUUCUGCACGGAGAUCGCCGUGAUCGGCAACAUCCACCACGUCAAUCUUGUCCGCCUCAGGGGAUUCUGCACCGAGGGCCAGCGCCGUCUCCUCGUGUACGAGUACAUGAACCGCGGCUCGCUCGACAGGCCCCUGUUCCGGCCAACGGGGCCUCUGCUCGAGUGGAAGGAGCGGGUGGACAUUGCCGUCGGCGCCGCGAGGGGCCUCGCCUACCUCCACUUCGGCUGCAACCAGAGGAUCAUCCACUGCGACGUGAAGCCGGAGAACAUCCUCCUCGCCGACGGCGGGCAGGUGAAGAUCGCUGACUUCGGGCUCGCCAAGUUCCUCACGCCUGAGCAGUCGGGCCUCUUCACGACGAUGCGGGGCACACGUGGGUACCUGGCGCCGGAGUGGCUCACCAACACGGCCAUCACCGACCGCACAGACGUAUACGGUUUCGGCAUGGUGCUCCUGGAGCUGGUGCAUGGCCGCAAGAACCGUAGCGAGCACGUGAGCGACGGCACCGGCGGCGGCGAUGACUCCAUUAUGAAUACCUCGAGCGGCGGCGGCGGCGGCACGGAGGGAGGCUCGUCGCGGAGCUCGAGGAACGACUACUUCCCGCUGGUGGCGCUGGAGGGGCACGAGGCGGGGCGGUACGCGGAGCUGGCCGACGCGCGGCUGGAGGGCCGGGUGGUGGCCAAGGAGGUGGAGAGGAUGGUGAAGGUGGCGCUUUGUUGCCUGCACGAGGACCCUCAGACGCGGCCGAGCAUGGCGGUGGUGGCCGGCAUGCUCGAGGGCACCAUGGAGCUGCGAGAGCCGCGCGCGCAGGCGCUCGGGUUCCUCCGGCUGUACGGCCGCGGGUUCGCCGGGCCGUCCGACGGGAAUAUCAUCAAGCAGGUAAUAGUGAGUGGCGCCGUGGCUGCUGAUCGCAUUCGGUCGGAGGCGACGAUGACGACGAUGAGCGGGUGGCCGUCGUACAUGUCGUCGACGCAGCUGUCCGAGCCGAGAUAG